Molecule: messenger RNA, 498 nt
Organism: Suillus plorans
Lineage: Eukaryota; Fungi; Basidiomycota; Agaricomycetes; Boletales; Suillaceae
Exons: 2
Coding region: 1-498 (165 amino acids)
Source: RefSeq, a predicted model, not a curated record
AUGUUCGUAACGCUCUGCAUGCUUUAUCACGCGCUCGCCUACUCCCUUGGUCAUCUAUGGACUUUUCUCUCUCCUUUGAGGUCAAUUUUGAGCUGUGCCGUCGAUGCUACAACGUACCACCCAACGACGCGGCGAAACGUCAUCGUCGACAUCAUCAUGACCAUCUGCACACUUCUUGUUUGGUCAACCCUCAUAGGAUGUAUGCUACUACGCAAAGAAGACCCUGCAAAAUGCGCACCACCACCUCGUGUUUCCUUGAACCAAGCAAAUGAGAGCAUGAUGAAUGCACUAAAAGCAGUGCAAAAGGCUAGGGAUGACUUCAAAGAGAUGGAAGACACCUCGGCCACCACAAUAGAGGCGUUGUGGCGCUUAAGGCAAGCCGGGAAGGACAUGCGCGAAAUCCAUCAGGCACUCGUGGAGAUGUCGGACAUAUUCGACCAGCAAGCAGAACGACAGUUGUCCCGCACUUUCCCCAUUAAUUCAGGUGGAGCGAGAUAG